AUGCUGAAGCCGGGCGACCCGAGCGGCUCGGCCUUCCUGAAGGUGGAUCCGUCCUACCUGCAGCACUGGCAGCAGCUCUUCCCUCAGGCGCAGCUGAAGGCUCCUCAUCCUCCUCAUCCUCCUCAUCCUCCUCAUCCACCUCCUCCACCCGACCGCCUCUCCAUCCCCAUGGACGCCCUGCGCCCGUCACGUCUGCACAGCCACCUCCUGGCCUCCACGCACUGCACCUCCUCCUCCUCCUCUUCUUCUACGUCGUCCUCGGCCUCCUCCUCAGCUGCAGCAGCUCUCACCCCGUCCUCCUCCUCCAUCUCCAUCUCCUCCUCCGCAGGGAUCUCACAGCUGCCCGUCCCACAGCAGAUCGCUCUCUUCGGGCAGGCGUUGGCCCCGGUGUGUGCCGGGCCUGGAGGAGGUGGAGGAGGUGGAGGAGGAGGAGGACCAGGAGGAGAUCUAAUGGGUGGUGUUGGUAAACCGGCCCGGUUCAGGCUGACGUCGGAGGAGCUGGACUACUACCUGUACGGACAGCAGAGGAUGGAGAUCAUCCCUCUGAGCAACCAGACGGGAGAGCUCAACAACCGUUGCGACAUGUGUGCAGACAACAGGAACGGCGAGUGUCCGAUGCACGGCCCUCUUCACUCUCUGCGGCGCCUCGUCGGCACCAGCAGCACGGCGGCGCCCGUCACGCUGCCGGACGUCCCUGAUUGGCUCAGAGAUCUGCCCCGAGAGGUGUGUCUCUGCACCAGCACGGUUCCUGGUCUGGGUUAUGGGAUCUGUGCGUCUCAGAGGAUCCCUCAGGGAACCUGGAUCGGCCCGUUCCAGGGAAUCCCUCUGCUGCUGGACAAACUGCACUCUGGAGCCGUCAGGAACAGCAGACACCUGUGGGAGAUCUACGAUGCAGAGGGGACGUUACAGCACUUUAUUGACGGUAAUGAUCCCAGUAAGUCCAGCUGGAUGAGGUAUAUCCGCUGUGCCAGACACUGUGGGGAGCAGAACAUGAUGGUUGUACAGUACAGGUCCUGUAUCUUCUACAGAGCGUGCAUGGAUAUCCCCAGAGGAACAGAGCUGCUGGUUUGGUACAACGACUCCUACACUUCCUUCUUCGGCAUCCCGCUGCAGUGCGUCGCUCAGGACGAAAACUUAAAUGUCCCAAACACAGUCAUAGAAGCGAUGACCAGGCAGGAGUCCCUUCAAUCCUUCAGCAAGAACGGCAAACCCUCCUCCUCCUCCUCCUCCUCCUCAUCUUCCUCCUCCUCCACCCCCUCCACCGCCCUCAUGCGCUCCAUGGUCUUCCCCCACUCCCCCUGCCCCAGGAACUUCUCCCUCAUGGACAAGGUCGGGAUCGGGGUUCAGUCGGACAUCAGUUACGGCCAGCUGGGGUCAAAGAACCAGCGGAUCCUGGCGAGCCCGACCUCCACCAGCCAGCUCAGCAGCGACUUCAGCGACUGGCACCUGUGGAAGUGCGGCCAGUGCUUCAAGACCUUCACCCAGAGGAUCCUGCUGCAGAUGCACGUCUGUCCGCAGAACCCAGACAGGCCGUACCAGUGUGGCCACUGCUCCCAGUCCUUCUCCCAGCCAUCAGAUCUGAGGAACCACGUGGUGACGCACUCCAGCGACCGACCCUUCAAAUGCGGAUACUGCGGCCGGGCGUUCGCCGGCGCCACGACGCUCAACAACCACAUCCGCACGCACACCGGGGAGAAGCCGUUCAAGUAA
Anoplopoma fimbria (sablefish) is the source of this 1710-nucleotide messenger RNA. RefSeq names its product PR domain containing 6 (gene prdm6). Lineage: Eukaryota; Metazoa; Chordata; Actinopteri; Perciformes; Anoplopomatidae. Gene Ontology annotation, cellular component: nucleus. The record is from RefSeq and is a predicted model, not a curated record. Bases 1 to 1710 code for a protein of 569 amino acids. Gene Ontology annotation, molecular function: protein binding; histone methyltransferase activity. The transcript is spliced from 8 exons.